AUGGACGGGCCGGCCAUGCCACCAAGGAGUCCACUGUUAUCAGCUGUCACCUCUAAGAUCAAGCCAGCGAACAGCCUGGUGGCCCGUGUGUGGCUGAAGAUACCCAGGUGGGCCCAAGGUGCUCAUUCAAACAAGAGGGAGUUGCAGCCCAUGGCAGAGAGUGGGAAGGGGACGAAGGAGGAGGGCCCUGCGGUGGGGGAAAGGCAACACGGUCAGAAUGAGCCCCCCGACGGCCCUGGGAGCGCACAGAGCGGAUUCAGGCCCCUCAGGGUCAUUGCAGGCCUCUCUCCCUUGGUGCCCAGGCCUGGGCCUCUGAAGAGACAUCUCCCCUCCACCUCCGAAGAAAAUGCCAUCAAGACCUUGAGAACCCCCUUUGUGAGCUCGUGCUGGAAAAGAAACCCGAUCACCAGUUCCUACAGCUCCACCCGAGGGUUCCCAGAGGUGCAGAAGAGGAGGGGUGCACACGCAUCUCAGUCACAGAGGCCCCAGGAGUCCGCACCCCAACGGAGCACUGAGGACCAUCGCUCUAGCUCUUUGGGUCCAGACACAAAGGAGGAGAAGAUCCACUGUGAAAACAUCCCCAGUGUAGCUCCACAGCGGGAGGGAAACUCACGGAAAAGGUCGCCCCCAUCUGCCAGUUGUAGGCCCCGGAAGCGUCUGUUUCCUCUGCUGAGACCCAAGAAAGGGGACCCGCUGGUGCUGCCUCCAGGCCCCGAGCCAGGUUACCCAGUCACCGCUGAAGACCUGGAUCGGGAGAAGAGAGCAGCGUUCAGGUUCAUCAACCUC
Molecule: messenger RNA, 786 nt
Organism: Orycteropus afer afer
Lineage: Eukaryota; Metazoa; Chordata; Mammalia; Tubulidentata; Orycteropodidae
Source: RefSeq, a predicted model, not a curated record